Molecule: messenger RNA, 372 nt
Organism: Entrophospora sp. SA101
Lineage: Eukaryota; Fungi; Glomeromycota; Glomeromycetes; Entrophosporales; Entrophosporaceae
Source: the annotation of a GenBank genome assembly
AUGUCAUCUUUUAUAACAAAUUCCUCUAAAACAUCAAACUCUGAUUCUCCAACUUUUUAUGCUGAUGAGGUUCCGGUUGCUGACUUAGUCUACUCCUUUGACUGGUCCUCCACUCCUCUUGGACCUAUGGAAGAAUGGGAUCCUUCAUUCAGAAUGGCCGUUGAUAAUACACAGCAUGCUCAAUGUGCUAUAUCAAUCCAAGAAUUAUACCACGAACAAUUUGUCUCUAUGGUGCCGGAUAUUCUACCAUUCGAAACUUUUAAUAAUGAUCUUGAUUUUAACCCCAAAUGGAUUAUUAAUGGUGUUGAUAUAGAAACAUCAUCAACUAAUAAUAUCACUUCAACUCAACCUCAAUGUGGAGAAUUAUUAUAA